This is a messenger RNA of Caenorhabditis briggsae, 123 nucleotides long. Bases 1 to 123 code for a protein of 40 amino acids. The record is from RefSeq and is a predicted model, not a curated record. Lineage: Eukaryota; Metazoa; Nematoda; Chromadorea; Rhabditida; Rhabditidae. The transcript has a single exon.
AUGGAACGCCCAACUCACACAAGAAUGAUUAAGAAGAAAAAAUUUGAGAACAGUCGUAUAAAAAAUAUGAGGAAAACUUCAGAUUUUGCACAUGAAGCAUUUUUUAAAGGUCCCAAACUCUAA